GUAGAUCACGCCGUACGUCGUAAACAUACAAAAUCAUCAGUAUCACCAUCCUAUCACUAUCACUAUCAGUAUCAGUAUCAGUAUCAUGCUACAUAGCGAAUUAUAUUUAAACAGUGCAAGAAGAUACAAUGUCUGAUAGUAUUUCGACAGCCACCGGGCCGGAUGAAGAUGCAGGUGUUUCUGCAAAAUCCUCGGAAUCGGAAGUCGUGGCGAAAAAACCGCAGAAGAAGUAUUACCGUCAGAGGGCGCAUUCCAACCCUCUCGCCGACCACACGUUCGACUAUCCCGUGUGUCCAGCUGCGAUGGACUGGUCUCAGUAUUAUCCUCAGCUAAUCUCACCGGAUAAACCAACUCCACACCCAAAGGUAGAGAUUGCUGAUAUUGGAUGUGGAUACGGAGGCCUGCUUGUGUCUCUCUCACCAAUGUUUCCCGAUCAGCUCAUGCUGGGACUGGAGAUCAGAGUGAAGGUAUCAGACUACGUGAAGGACCGCAUCAAAGCGCUUCGUUCGGAACACCUCGGGGAGUUCGCGAACAUCGCCUGCAUCCGCGCGAACGCGAUGAAGUACCUCUGUAACUUCUUCUCGAAGGGUCAGCUCAGCCGCAUGUUCUUCCUGUUUCCCGACCCACACUUCAAGAAGACGAAACACAAGUGGCGCAUCAUCAGUGCGACGCUGCUCGCGGAGUAUGCGUACGUGCUGCGCCCUGGUGGUGCCGUCUAUACCAUCACUGACGUACUCGACCUUUACGAGUGGAUGGUGAGACACUUCGAGGAGCAUCCUCUCUUUGAGAGAGUGAGGGAGGAGGAGCUGGAGAGCGACCCCGUCGUCCCGCUGCUGCACCGCGCGACCGAGGAAGGCCAGAAAGUCGCGCGCAACAACGGAGAGCGCCACCUGGCGGUGUUCCGACGAGUCGCUGAUCCGCACGACCGCGCGGCAAGCUGACGCGAUCGUCUUAAUGAGCCACCGCUAACGAGACGUUCAUCGACACUAAGACACAUGCUGCUAGCUGUGUCACACUGGACCGUAGCUUACACACGUCGUCACUGCUGCUAGCUGUGUCACCGCAGUUUACCCGCCUCUUCCACACGCGCUACGCCGUUGACUUUUGCAGGCACUCGCUUGCGAAGCGACGCCUUUGGAACGUCCUGUCGCAGCGACGAUCAGCUAGAGUUUCCCGGUCGCUCCGGGCGGAGGGGGUCGAUUCCGUCCUUCACUCCAAGCCCUCGCGGUGUCGUCGCGCGCAUACGCGACGUAUGAGUGAGACGUACGGAGCGAUCCCGAGUAGUUAGGGGACUUAGGUCGCUGCCAUGUUUCGCCGAGCGGCUGGUCGCUGAUGUCACGUUAGGGACUCGACGUGGAGUGGUCGAGGAUUGCGUACAGUGCGUUCGCAACCUCGGAGCGAAGUCGUAUUCACGAAUACGAGACGGUUACUCGCUCGCUGACGUACGUGGAGACUCGUGCGAUGCUGGGCGGUCGUAUCCGACGCCUAUAUACGCGAACGUCGUUGAUCUGUCGUGGAAGAAAAACCUGUUCACAUCCGAGGCUUACUGUUAAUAGUAUUGAUGGAUAGUAAUGUGGGUAAAAUAAAUGCACUUUUUAACAUA
This is a messenger RNA of Priapulus caudatus, 1603 nucleotides long. RefSeq names its product tRNA (guanine-N(7)-)-methyltransferase-like. Bases 129 to 941 code for a protein of 270 amino acids. The record is from RefSeq and is a predicted model, not a curated record. Gene Ontology annotation, biological process: RNA (guanine-N7)-methylation; tRNA methylation. Gene Ontology annotation, cellular component: tRNA methyltransferase complex. The transcript has 5 exons. Gene Ontology annotation, molecular function: tRNA (guanine(46)-N7)-methyltransferase activity. NCBI's taxonomy places the organism in Eukaryota, Metazoa, Priapulida, Priapulimorpha, Priapulimorphida, Priapulidae.